UCAUUCCACGCCACAUGCACACCAACAUCUCCUUUUACCCUCCACGCGCACACGCACUGACUUUUGACAUCACAGAUCACAUCAGUUCCUCCUGCAGCUUGAAAGCUCCUCCAAAGCUUCCUACGAUGCCAUUCUAAUCACGUUCGGUGGGGGGAAAAGGUCGGGAAUAAAUCACCGUGGGAAACCCCACGCACACACACCUCCUCUUUCCCCAAUCGAGCUCCACGCCUACUGGCUGACGGAUUCCUAUUUUGUCGCUUGAAGGACCACAUCAUGGCAGGAGGACCGAAGAACACAGACCCAGAAGAGGAGUUUGUGCACUCGCCCUUCAUCCGCAAGCAAGGCAACAUUUACAAGCCCAACAACAAGCAGCAGGACGGCGACAUGGAGAACGACAGCCUCAACGAGAAGUCCAUGAUGGACGAGAUGCACACCAAAGAGAUCGACCUGGUCAACCGAGACCCCAAACACAUCAACGACGACGUGGUCAAGGUGGACUUUGUGGACGUGAUCGCCGAACCAGCGGGCACGUACAGCUUCGAUGGCGUGUGGAAGGCCAGCUUUACCACAUUCACCGUCACCAAAUACUGGUGCUACCGCUUGCUGACGGCGCUGGUGGGCAUCCCGCUGGCGCUGGUGUGGGGCAUCUUCUUCGCCAUCCUGUCCUUUGUGCACAUCUGGGCGGUGGUACCCUGCAUCAAGAGCUACCUGAUCGAGAUCCACUGCGUCAGUCGCGUCUUCUCCAUCUGCGUGCACACCUUCCUCGAUCCGGUUUUCGAGGCCAUGGGCAAGUGUUUCAGCAGCGUGCGGAUCACCACCGUCAAGGAGGUGUAGGCGCCAUCUGGAGGAGGAUUCAUGGGAAUUCAUUGGGGAUUGGGUGGGGAGGGGGGGGGGGAUAUCGGGGGAGGUGGGGGCAGAGUCUGAUAGGACAUUUUUACAGGUUGGACGUUCCAAGCUAAGAGACAGGGAGGGGGGUGGUAUUUCUUGUUUUAGAGCUUUCCUUCAUGUUUUGAUCAAUUCAAAUCCUGGUACACACAACAAAAGCAACCUUCACGCUGACUAUCGGAGCCAGAUUUAGGUAAGGCGAGAUGAGAUGGUUGAAGUCGACUGCUGUCUUCUCAUUAUCUGAAUGCAUCAAGUCGUAGUGAGCGUUUGAAGUUGCUGUCCUAGCUUUGCCAGGAAGCCAAUAUGAAAUGGGCUUAAGGAUCUGAUUUUGAUCUUGAUUUCGACCCGAACAAAGCCAGCGUAAACCGGCUUUUGUGUCCGAUGUGUAACACUACGAGCAGGUCAAGUCACCACUGUAUCUGAAUGUGGAGCGCCACAAUGGUUGUGUCAGU
Molecule: messenger RNA, 1337 nt
Organism: Syngnathus acus (greater pipefish)
Lineage: Eukaryota; Metazoa; Chordata; Actinopteri; Syngnathiformes; Syngnathidae
Gene: cav1
Product: caveolin 1
Exons: 3
Coding region: 274-834 (186 amino acids)
Biological process (GO): caveola assembly; negative regulation of endothelial cell proliferation; negative regulation of protein tyrosine kinase activity
Cellular component (GO): caveola; Golgi apparatus; cytoplasmic vesicle
Molecular function (GO): transmembrane transporter binding; molecular adaptor activity; protein kinase binding
Source: RefSeq, a predicted model, not a curated record